Molecule: messenger RNA, 1317 nt
Organism: Osmia bicornis bicornis
Lineage: Eukaryota; Metazoa; Arthropoda; Insecta; Hymenoptera; Megachilidae
Product: ejaculatory bulb-specific protein 3-like
Exons: 2
Coding region: 702-1076 (124 amino acids)
Source: RefSeq, a predicted model, not a curated record
GUAAGAGCGUAUUGUUGAGAAAAAAGAAAUAUUGCUUCAUAAGAGGAAAUGUUUUGUAGGUCACGAACAAAAUCGACAGAUCGUCAGCAAAAUUUCAAGUAAUAACCAAUAAUAAAUCAAUCUUGUGUAAUAAUCGGAUACAGAACGUUUACUUAUUUGAAAUUGAAUAAAAUAAAACAAUACACAGCGCAUUGUGUAGAUUAGUGUGCUUGUUACCGGCUCGCCUCUACUCUAUUAUCAACCCUUAAACGAUUCAUUCAAACCACUAUUUUAUUUCCAUUCAGCCAAAAGUACUCGUUGUAAUACAUUACACAUUAAUUAAUUAGAAAUAAAUCAAAUACAUUUGUUACCUUUUCAAUGAACACCUAUUCCUUGUAUCUUAAUAACGUCGUUUGACAACGAUCGUUUAAAAAUACGUACAUAUACAAUAUCCUCGAGUAACAUGUAUAUCCACUCCCCCCAAUAUCCUCUGCGUUCAGCUACAUAUAUAAUUCGGUAGCUUACUCGACGGUUACAAACAGCAUUUUACUUUCCACGCUGGAGGAUACUUUUCAAAGGGAAUUCAUUCGUUCUUUCUUGUUUUGUUAUCGUAAUUCCAUAGAAUAAUUUCUAAUUAUUUCUGCUGCUGCUGCUGCUGCUGCUGCUGUACCCCAUUUUUAUUUUUUCAAGUUAAGAAUUGGUAAAGACGUAUUCGCCACAACAUGAAAGUUUACUUCCUGCUAUUCAGCUUAAUUGUAACAAGUUGUGUAGCAGUUGAAAAAUAUCCAAGUAAAUACGACGACGUCGACGUUGAUAGGAUACUUCAAAAUGGACGUGUUCUUACCAAUUACAUUAAAUGUAUGUUGGGUGAAGGGCCUUGUACCAACGAGGGUAGAGAACUGAAAAGAACAUUACCAGAUGCGUUGUCUACGGGUUGCAGUAAAUGUAAUGAAAAACAGAAAAUUACUGCAGAAAAGGUAAUAAAUCAUCUCAGAAUUAAAAGGCCUACAGAUUGGGAACGACUUACUGCAAAAUACGAUCCUAAUGGAGAAUACAUGAAGCGUUACGAAAAUACCCAAACUGCCAAAAAGACAUAAAUUUGUUAUUUAUAAAUUUAAUAUUAAAAAAUAAGAUUUAAUUUGUAUAAUUAAAAUAAUUAAAACAUACAUGUAGUUUGUAAUGUUCAAAAGGACACAUAAAAUUCUUUAGGGAUUUUAUAUUAGGUGCCAAAUUGAACCAAAUUUUUUUAUUAUUUCGUACAUUAAUGUAUUAGAUAUAAGAAACCUAUAAUGUAAAAUACGAAAGUGGUAAAUGUAACUGCAAAUAUUAAUCAAUUAA